Aspergillus clavatus NRRL 1 is the source of this 642-nucleotide messenger RNA. Its product is annotated as er lumen protein retaining receptor. Gene Ontology annotation, biological process: endoplasmic reticulum to Golgi vesicle-mediated transport; protein retention in ER lumen. Lineage: Eukaryota; Fungi; Ascomycota; Eurotiomycetes; Eurotiales; Aspergillaceae. Bases 1 to 642 code for a protein of 213 amino acids. Gene Ontology annotation, molecular function: ER lumen protein retrieval receptor activity. Gene Ontology annotation, cellular component: cis-Golgi network; endoplasmic reticulum; membrane. The transcript is spliced from 5 exons. The record is from RefSeq and is a predicted model, not a curated record.
AUGAUACUGAUGUGGAUGAUAGCCGAUUUUUCACAUCUAAUAUCUAUAUUCAUUCUCCUCCAUAAAAUGAAAUCUUCAAGUAGUUGCUCUGGUUUGUCCUUCAAAUCGCAAAUUUUGUAUUUGCUGGUCUUCGUUACACGCUAUCUUGAUCUCUUCUGGACCUUUACCGAUUCGUUUUAUAACACAACAUUCAAGAUCUUAUUCAUCUGCUCUUCGGCUUAUAUCAUUUACCUGAUGCUCAACGACUACAAGCCAACCCAUGACCCGAAUCUCGACACUUUCAAAGUUCAGUAUCUCCUUGGGGCCAGUGCUCUAUUAGCAGUAUUGUUCUCAAGCAAUUACAGCAUCUCCGAGAUACUCUGGACAUUCUCAAUCUGGCUUGAAUCUGUUGCGAUCCUUCCUCAACUCUUCAUGCUACAGCGCACUGGCGAAGCAGACACCAUCACUACACAUUAUCUCUUUGCCUUGGGGCUCUAUCGGUCUCUCUAUAUCCCAAACUGGAUCUACCGGUAUUUUUCAGAGAGCCGAUUCCACCCGGUUCCUGUUGUGGCAGGCAUUGUUCAAACGCUUCUGUAUUCAGACUUUUUUUAUAUCUACUAUAGCAAAGUUAUGAAAGGGAAAAAAUUCUCACUUCCAGUCUGA